Messenger RNA from Brassica napus (rape), 3617 nucleotides. RefSeq names its product protein argonaute 10. The coding region runs from base 360 to 3449 and encodes 1029 amino acids. The transcript is spliced from 17 exons. Gene Ontology annotation, molecular function: protein binding; RNA binding. NCBI's taxonomy places the organism in Eukaryota, Viridiplantae, Streptophyta, Magnoliopsida, Brassicales, Brassicaceae. Gene Ontology annotation, biological process: regulatory ncRNA-mediated post-transcriptional gene silencing. The record is from RefSeq and is a predicted model, not a curated record. Gene Ontology annotation, cellular component: cytoplasm.
UUUAUUCCUUCCCUUUGUUCACUUGCUCUCUCUCUCCCUCUCUCAACAAUUCACAGCAACAACAAAAAUAAAAAAAAAAAGCUACGAUUUUUGUUUCCCUCUUGGCUUUGUAGUUAUCUGUUUGGGGUCAUCCAUAUUUUGCUCCGGGAUCUCAUUUUCCGGUUUCGAAUAGAGACAAAAGCUUAAAGCUUCCUCCGGUUUUGUCUUCUGGGUACUCCCAAUCUUCUCUUUAAAGCUUCAAUCUUUUGUCUUAAUGGAACAGCAAUAAAAAAAAAAUCUUCUGGGUUUUUGUUUCUUGGUCUCUUCACUGGUUUCUUGUCUCUCUCUUGAGAGAAGAACUAUAGGCCCUGUGUCUGUGUAUGUGCAGGUUGGAUAAAGACAAGAAGAGAUCAGUUUUUUGUUUCAUUCAUUCCUUUUGUAGUGGAAACCGGAAGAGAGAAGAAAGAAUGCCGAUUAGGCCAAUGAAAGAAACCUCAGAGACUCAUUUACUCAUCAAACCCAAGCAUCUCCCCAAAGCCGUGCAAAACGCUAAAGCCCCUCCUACUCCGAGCCAAGCUUCUUCACCUUCUCCUCCGUCCAAGAACCGUAGCCGGAGGAGAAACCGCGGUGGUCGAAAAUCAGACCAAGGAGAUGUCUGUAUGAGGCCUAGCUCCCGUCCUCGCAAACCGCCGCCUCAGAACGCUGCUCCCGUCGCCGCCGUCUCCGGCACCGAGAUAGUCGCCGUGAACCAUCAGAUGCAAAUGGGUGUUCGUGGGUCGAGUAAAAACUCAAACUUUGCGCCGAGACCUGGGUUCGGACAGCUUGGAACUAAAUGCAUCGUCAAAGCUAACCAUUUCCUCGCUGACUUACCGACCAAAGAUCUGAGUCACUACGAUGUUACAAUAACUCCUGAAGUGUCAUCAAAAAGUGUGAACAGAGCCAUCAUUGCUGAGUUAGUGAGACUAUACAAAGAGUCUGAACUCGGGUCGAGACUUCCUGCUUACGACGGCCGGAAAAGUCUUUACACCGCCGGAGAGCUUCCUUUCACUUGGAAAGAGUUCGCUGUUAAGAUCUUCGAUGAAGACGAUGGUAUCAUCAAUGGCCCUAGAAGGGAGAGAUCGUAUAAGGUGGCUAUCAAGUUUGUGGCACGGGCCAAUAUGCAUCACUUAGGCGAGUUCCUAGCUGGUAAACGCGCGGAUGGACCGCAAGAGGCGUUGCAGAUUCUCGACAUUGUACUCAGGGAGCUGUCUGUUAAGAGGUUCUGUCCUGUCGGAAGAUCGUUCUUCUCGCCUGAUAUUAGAACACCGCAGCGACUUGGUGAAGGGUUACAGUCAUGGUGUGGGUUUUACCAGAGUAUUCGACCUACACAAAUGGGUUUAUCUCUUAACAUCGACAUGGCUUCAGCUGCUUUUAUCGAGCCUCUUCCUGUGAUAGAGUUUGUAGCACAGCUUCUCGGGAAAGAUGUCUUGUCAAAGCCAUUAUCUGACUCUGAUCGUAUUAAGAUCAAAAAGGGUCUCAGGGGAGUGAAAGUAGAGGUCACUCAUAGAGCAAACGUGAGAAGGAAAUACCGUGUUGCGGGUUUAACGACUCAACCGACAAGGGAGCUCAUGUUUCCAGUUGAUGAGAACGCUACGAUGAAGUCGGUUAUUGAGUAUUUUCAAGAGAUGUAUGGGUUCACGAUCCAGCACACGCAUUUGCCGUGUCUUCAAGUGGGAAACCAGAAGAAGGCGAGCUAUUUGCCAAUGGAGGCAUGCAAAAUCGUGGAGGGACAACGGUACACAAAAAGGUUGAACGAGAAGCAGAUUACUGCUCUUUUGAAAGUUACAUGCCAGAGGCCAAGGGACAGAGAAAACGACAUUUUAAAGACGGUGCAACACAACGCGUAUGAUCAAGAUCCAUAUGCUAAGGAGUUUGGUAUGAAUAUAAGCGAAAAGCUAGCUUCUGUUGAAGCUAGGAUCCUUCCAGCUCCAUGGCUUAAGUAUCAUGAGAAUGGGAAAGAAAAGGAUUGCCUUCCGCAAGUGGGUCAAUGGAAUAUGAUGAAUAAGAAGAUGAUCAAUGGGAUGACGGUGAGCAGAUGGGCCUGUGUUAACUUCUCACGCAGUGUUCAAGAAAAUGUUGCUCGUGGGUUUUGUAAUGAGCUUGGUCAGAUGUGUGAAGUCUCUGGCAUGGAGUUUAAUCCGGAGCCUGUGAUACCAAUAUACAGCGCGAGGCCUGAUCAAGUUGAGAAAGCUCUAAAGCAUGUUUAUCACACUGCUAUGAACAAAACCAAAGGCAAAGAGUUAGAGCUUCUCUUGGCCAUUUUACCUGAUAACAACGGUUCACUCUACGGGGAUCUUAAGAGAAUCUGUGAAACCGAGCUUGGUUUGAUAUCUCAGUGUUGUCUCACAAAACAUGUGUUCAAGAUUAGCAAACAGUAUCUGGCUAAUGUAUCCCUUAAAAUCAAUGUUAAGAUGGGAGGAAGGAACACAGUUCUGUUAGAUGCCAUAAGCUGUAGGAUUCCACUGGUUAGCGACAUACCGACAAUUAUAUUUGGCGCAGACGUGACUCACCCAGAGAACGGGGAAGAGUCAAGCCCUUCAAUCGCUGCUGUUGUUGCUUCGCAAGACUGGCCUGAAGUGACAAAGUAUGCUGGUUUGGUUUGUGCACAAGCUCACAGGCAAGAACUUAUACAAGAUUUGUAUAAAACAUGGCAGGAUCCUGUACGUGGCACUGUUAGUGGCGGCAUGAUCAGGGACCUUCUGAUCUCAUUCAGGAAAGCAACAGGGCAGAAACCGCUUCGAAUCAUCUUUUACCGGUCGGUUUCUCAUUUACUCAUUUUAGUAAUAGAAAACUCGCAACGUGUUCUCUCAUUGGUAUUUUGCUUUUGCAGUGAUGGAGUAAGUGAAGGACAAUUCUACCAAGUUUUACUCUACGAGUUGGAUGCAAUUCGUAAGGCAUGUGCGUCGCUUGAACCGAAUUAUCAGCCACCUGUGACAUUCAUCGUGGUACAGAAGAGGCACCACACCCGUUUGUUUGCUAAUAAUCACCGAGACAAAAGCAGUACUGACCGAAGCGGAAACAUCUUACCUGGUACGGUAGUUGACACUAAGAUAUGUCAUCCAACUGAAUUCGACUUCUACCUUUGUAGCCACGCUGGUAUACAGGGAACAAGCAGGCCUGCUCAUUACCAUGUUCUUUGGGAUGAGAACAAUUUCACAGCGGAUGGUAUUCAAUCUCUGACUAAUAAUCUCUGUUAUACCUAUGCUCGAUGCACUCGAUCGGUCUCUGUAGUUCCUCCGGCGUAUUAUGCACAUCUUGCAGCAUUCCGAGCACGUUUCUACAUGGAACCGGAGAUCAUGCAAGAUAACGGAUCGCCGGGUAAAAAGAAUACGAAGACAACAACUGUAGGAGAUCAUGGUGUUGUUGGUGGCGGUGUGAAGCCGUUACCUGCUUUGAAGGAGAAUGUGAAGAGAGUCAUGUUUUACUGCUAAAUGAAAGACAAGUAGUUUCGUUUGUUAUGUUCCUAUCCUAGUUCUGCUUUAGGUCUGCUGCUAAUGUUUGUAAAUAAGUUGGUUCGGCUUAGGGUUCCUUAUUUCUAGAGUUGUGUGUUUUAGCUCAGGUUUCGAUGAUAACGUUUAAUGCAUUAUGUUUUUUCUUAA